AUGCGCAGGACGCGAGCACGCUGGACCAGAGACGAGGUGAAAACCAGAGAGGACGUCAUCCCCCCGCAACCCUGUCCGGUCUCUGAAGAUCUUCGACAAGCUGACGUAGAAGUGCUCAAAGAGCUUAGAGCUUCUCUGACGUCUCCGUAUGUCUCUCCCUCCUUUCCUCCGGGCGUUGAGCACUCUUCCGCCACGUCGCGCUCCUCGUCCUCUCUCUCUCACUCCAACUUUCGCUGGCUGACAGACUGUCAGCGCAAAGCAAUCCUCCGCGCCUCUUCUCUGCGCUUCAGAAUUCGGCUUCUCCCCGCCGGCAGGGUUGCGCUUGUGGGGGGCGUAAACGGCCGACACUCUCUCGGCACCGGCGUGUCCACGAAGUCUCCCAGCGACGCGUGCGGCGAAGACGCCGAAGAGGAAGGCGGGGGAAAGACCGCGAAGGCAGGGAGAGAGAGGAACACGACUCUGGCCGUUGAAACAGCCGCUACGAGCGGAAAGGGACCCGAGACGGUCUUGCCCCCAGCCCGUCGCCAGCGUGCUGACCACGAGGCUUGUCUGUUCUUUUCAGAGAAGACUGAGAAUUCGCCGCAAGGAGGAAACGGCGGACGCACCUCGUCCAACCAGGUGCUUUGCUUAGAGCCUCUUUACUGGAGGUUCACGCCCGCCACAAGGCGCCUAGUCGUCGAAAUUGCUCUCCUUCCUCAUCUUCUUGUGCUGCGUCUCUCCUGCGGAAUUUUGUGGGGGAAUUCGCUUUCGCGAGAAGACAUUGCGCGAGCGUCUCGCGCAUGCGUUUCCACUUCGCGCGCCGUCUUCGCUUCUCCCCACUGCGAAAAACUUUCGCGCCGCCAGCCGCUGCAGCCCCUCCGCGACCAGGGAGGUGUCCGUCGGCCGCCUGCUCACUUCUCGGGUGCGGCAGAAGACGCGGUGAACAACGAGGGAGAAGGAAGCAGCGCAGAGAGGUUUGCAGCCUCCGGCCUCGACGAGCGGGAGAGAGUGGCGCUGGCUGCGGCUCUGGCAGGCGGCGUUCGAGGCCGAGGCGUCCUCUCGGUCAGGAGCCUGAUAUGCGACGAGGGAAGGGAAGGGGAGGCUGCAGAGGAACCGGAGCGGACUGACAAAGUGCGGAACGCUGACGGUGUCUCUGAGGUCUUCCUGAGGUCGACGGGAACGACAAAGGGAGCACACGGUGGCGCUGCCGAGGAGACAUCUCGGGACUCGCGCGGCUGGCUCUGUGUCGAGGCGCUUCGCGCAUGCUCCCCUUCACAACGCGCCCCGCCGCGAUGUUUGGUCGCCUCCGUCCCUUUGGGCGAUGUCCACCUCCACCUCAAGGGCCCGACGAGCGGCAGCGCUAUUGUACGCAGCCGCGGCCGGCUGCUUCCGAAGCGGGGCUUUCUUCAUCUGCGCACGGGUGCCGAGCGUCACGCUUUUCUUCAAGAGUUUUGUCUUCUUCAGCAUGCCCAGAAAUCCUUUCUUGAGGGCUGCCUAAAGACCAAGCGCCCGCCGCAUGUGGCCGCGGUCGAGGGCGCCACGAGGAUCCCGGCGGCGACGGGUACCGAGCCCCAACUGGACGGGGAAGGCGAGGGAGAGGAGCGCCAAAACGGGCUAGGGCCAACUGUAGCAGACGGAAUCCUAGAAGAGGAUAGAGAGGCGGGGGCGUCUCUGCCCAAACACGAAAGGGGGUGUGAGGCGUCAGGUGGGAAGACUGGCGAAAGCCAGGGAUCAGAGAGCUGCGAACACGGAUGGCACGGCGUUUCGGACAAGACUUGUGAGAAGGGUCAGAACCAAAACUUCAAGGAAACGGCCAGCGGUAGGGCCCUGUGCAACGACGCCGAUCAAGAAACGGGAAACAGCCUAGAAAACACAGUUGGAGAGAGAGAACUCCAGCGGAUCUUCGCUGAGCGAGCGAAGAGCGUUCGUUCUAUUCUGCGAUCUCGUGGGAAACCAGGUCGAGCAGGCCGACCUGGUCCAAGAGGAUGUACGGUUCCGGUGGUAGGGCUCGCAAUAAACGCAAAAGUUGUAGGGUGGACUUUGCCCCUCCCUUCUCUGUCUUUUGUGUCUUCGUCUUCGUGUAACCCUGCUCACGUAACAGGCAAGCGUAGCGAGAAAGAACAGGUCGCACGAGUCGAGGCGUGUGAGCCGCAGAACGCGAUCGCUGCAGCGCAGCUGCACUGGCGCGUCUGUCGAAGACUCAGCGGCCCGGAGGACAAAGUGGAGCGGGUGGUGUACGUGCCGUCCAGCAGACUUGUGAAUUUUGUCGUGAAGCGGGGUAGGGAAGAGAAGCAAGAGUCGUCGUAA
Messenger RNA from Neospora caninum, 2286 nucleotides. RefSeq lists its product as hypothetical. The record is from RefSeq and is a predicted model, not a curated record. NCBI's taxonomy places the organism in Eukaryota, Apicomplexa, Conoidasida, Eucoccidiorida, Sarcocystidae. The transcript has a single exon. Bases 1 to 2286 code for a protein of 761 amino acids.